AUGGUUUCGCACGCGGGUGUUAUCCUGACUUUGAUCAUGUCUCCUGCUGCCAUCCUGCUAGUCGUCUUCGCAUUCUUUCAAAAAGUGGGCGACGGACAACGCGUGCAGCUUCGGGUCUACGUUCCGCAGUCUCCCAAGGAACUCAGGGAGAAGUUGUGGAAGCGACUCCAGGCGAGCGCACACAUCGAGAAGGCCACAGCACUAGUCACCUGCACCAUUUGCCUCGAAGACAUUCUUCCAGGGCAACCUGUAAGGAGGCUUCGAUGUGGCCAUCUGUUCCACCCCGAUUGCAUAUGCCGCUGGUGUUGUCACAAGGGCGACUGGGCAGUGGCGUGCCCAAUGUGCAGAGACCGUGAGCCUUUAGACACAACGGCUUGUGCUGCAUGA
This is a messenger RNA of Symbiodinium sp. CCMP2456, 387 nucleotides long. Lineage: Eukaryota; Dinophyceae; Suessiales; Symbiodiniaceae. The record is from the annotation of a GenBank genome assembly.